GAGGCAGAGCAUUAAUUCCCCCAGUGUGACAGCUGCUCUCUUAUUUAAUGGGGGUCUCUGGUCAGAAGGGCUCAGAAGAGCCACCAGGAGAGCCACAGCAUGACUGAGGAGCUGGGGCUGGGCUUCGAGGAAGCAGCCAGAGUGGAGAUGCCAGAGGCCAGGGCCAGGCUAGGCGCCAGCAACAAAACAUGCUUGGCUCUUGUCUGCUGCCUGUUGUCGUUUUCCAUCCUCGCAGGACUUAGCACCUUCCUGAUGCUUGGCCAGCUCCGGGCCCCUGGAAAAGACUGUGUGCUGAGGGCUAUAACAGAAGAGAAGUCUGAACCUUCACCACAGCCAGUUUACACGCCUUCCAGAGCUAAGCCACGGGCACACCUGACAAUUCUUAAACAAACUCCAGUGCCACAUCUGAAAAAUCAGUUCCCCGCCCUGCACUGGGAGCAUGAACUAGGUUUGGCAUUUACCAAGAACCGGAUGAACUACACCAACAAAUUCCUGGUGAUCCCAGAGUCGGGAGACUAUUUCAUUUACUCCCAGAUCACAUUCCGAGGGCUCAAAUCCAGGUGUGGCGACACCAGCCAAGGGAGACAACCAAACAGGCCAGAAUCCAUCAUUGUGGUAAUCACCAAGGUAACAGACAACUACCCGGAGCCUGCCCACCUCCUCACAGGGACCAAGUCUGUGUGUGAAAUAAGCAGCAACUGGUUUCAGCCCCUCUACCUUGGGGCUAUGUUCUCCCUGGAAGAAGGGGACAGGCUGAUGGUCAAUGUCAGUGACAUCUCCUUGGUGGAUUACACAAAAGAAGAUAAAACUUUCUUUGGAGCCUUCUUGCUAUAAGGGGAAAGCAACCAUAAUCAUGCAGAACCUCCUUGCCUCCUACUUUCCAAUUUUCUUUGCUCGUAUGGAACUAUAAUCAGGAGCUUGGGGAUAUCAGGGAUUGGGGACAGUGGUUUAGCUACAUAACUUAGGAACCCAAAAUUGAUCUUCUAUAUACCUUAUGGUCUGAGACAGUAAAUAGAAAAUUCAGAAGAGCUCAUAUUUGGCAGAGCUGGGUUUUAAAAGCUGAGACGCCCAUCUCCAAUGGCGCAAUCCACUGCUCUCAGGACGUGGUGUUUCCAGGUGCCCUCUUUCCUGUUCGUCGGUCAGUGGAGGAUGCUUAGUCAGUGAUUCCAGUCUGGCUCCAUGGUCAGAAACGGAGAAUGACUGUGUCUGUCUCCGUGGUGCAUGAGCACGUCAAGCAACACAGACUUACUGAAGAGGGCUUGUCCAAAGCAGCCAGAGUGACCCGCUCACCUCCUCCACCAAACCCAAGCUUUGUGUCAUGGCCUUCAGGGCUGCCCAUGGGUGAUCUGGAUGGCUUGGAAGCUUACCCAAGACAGGGAUCUCCUGGCAUCCUGAGAUGUUACGGCUCUGGAAAGAUUCCCACCAGGUGUUCACUUUGCUCCUGAUUGAUGAAAACUGGAGCUCAUAAUUUCUCUCUCUCUCUCUCUCUCUCUCUCUCUCUCUCUCUCUCUCUCUCUCUCUCUCUCUCUCUCUCUCUCUCUCUCUCUCUCUCUCUCCCUGCAACUUUCUAGCCAGCCAAGCUACUCAAAUUGGUGAGCCCCAGGUUCAGUGUGUGUGUGUGUGUAUACAUAUAUACAUAUGUAUAUAUGUAUAUAUAUCAAACAUUUUUGAUUGAACUGAAACGAGCCCUUCUGUUUCCAAGGUGCUGUUCCGACAGCGAAUAUGAGGCUACUGCUUUUAAAAGCAAGACAUGUGAUGGAGUCAGGGAUGGUGGUACACAUCUGUAAUCCCACCAUGUGGGAGACUGAGCCAGGAGGAUUGCCAUGAGUUUGAGGACAACCUGAGCUAAGCAGUAAUUUUCAGGCAAGCCUGGGCUAUCUUAAAAUAAAGAACCUUAUCUUAAAUUAAAAUAAAAAAUAGAACACAGGCUGGUCCUUAAAGAUAAAGUAAUAUAUUCAAGGAUUUGGGAAAGGGGCAUGUGGUUUGGAAAAUGAUUAAUUUAGUGAGAAAUGCUUUUCGGGUUAAAUGCUUCUCAAAGGCUGCUGAGCUCAAAUCGAUUCCAUAAACAUUUAUUUAGAGUGUACUUGCCCUGGAGACAGAGAAAUAAAUUAUUUUGGUCUCAGAUCCACUCAUUCUAACAGAUUGGCAUUGCCAUUGCCUGUGGAGCUUUUAAUCACUCUGGAUGUAUUAGCUAAUUAAUUAGGUAACUUGAGACAAUUGGUAUUCUCUUAUUAUGAAUAUGGGCACCAUUUGAUGAAGAUGACCAUUAACAAAAUGAUUUGUAUUUCCUCUUGAGCGUUUUUUUUUUAUAAAAGCUAUGCAAGGGCAGCCUCCAUAAAUAAAUGAGAGAGGAAUGUCAGGUUACAAUUCCCUAUGGCGAGACCCAGCAUUGAAACAACAAACAAAAAGUUGUUAUUUACCGGCCUGAAAUUUAACACAAACACCUUUAAAAAUGCUAGAACUUUAUGGAUGCCUGGAGGUGAGGAAAUGCCCAUGUACCCAGCAAAUGCCAUAAUCAGCAUUCAUAGGUCACUUGAAUUUUGACCUUGGCUUUAUAUCCAUUUGACAAAACACAAUUGCUAGGCUGUAUUUCUGAGGUUAUUUUUGCUGUUUUACUAAGGCAAAGUGGGAAAUGGGAAAGUGUAGUUUUAGCACUUCAUGUCCUGAAACAUAAUCGGGUUCCACUCAUGCCAGAGCCCUUGGAUCCAUUUCAGUGCAAGCUAUGUCACUCCAAAGGAAAUUCCAGUUCUGUGCUUGUCAGCAUAGAUUACAGGAGUCCACGAGUACACUGUGCACAAGGCACGGCCCUUGCCAGCGCUCUUUUGCAUGCCAUUUCUCUCAAGUCCUUACUCAAUCAGGUUUCCAUGAUUGUGACACUGGGGAUUAAUUUCUAGAGCAGGUUUGUUUAUAUUCUGUCCCUUGCAAAAUACAUGCAGAUACGUCUGGCCUCAAAAAUCCCCUGGUUUUUAGGGCUUAGCAUCCUGGGAGUGUUUUGCUGCUUUCCAUAGUAUUUAUUUAAAUCUGCAUUAUUGUCCUGAAUAUUAGCAUAAUUAUAACAUAUUGGCUUAUAGUCUUUGAAGGAUUCAGUGAGCCCUUUGAUAGUGGUGACAGUAUUAGAUCAGAGUAGCAACACUGAUGCUUGGCCUACUCUAUUAUCCUCAAAACUUUCUGAUCUCUGUGAUACAUUUGCCUCUUCCAUCUACCCAUCUUGAGGAAACUCAGAAGCCCAAAUUGCAGCUACUUUUCCAGAGCUACACAGUGUGUUAAUAGAAAAGCCAGAGCUAGAUGUUUUGUCUUCCAACCCUCUACUCUUGGCAAGUGACACUCAAUUUGACACAAUUGGAGGAGAAAUUGAAGAAAGGCAGACGAAGUAUCUUUGGCUGCCUGAGGGGUAAUGUAAAAGAGUAAGGAGACUGUUUACAUAUGGUGUCCAUACCUAAACCAGUUUUCUGCCCCCAAGUAGACUUUUUUGCCUGGUAGUGAUUGGUCAUUCUCUGGAGAGAGUCAAGCAAAAAGAGAGUUUUGUAGAAGCCAUUGCAUCAUGGAGGUCAGAGGAGGGAUUGAGUCAAAUGAUUCCCUUUUCCAGAUCUGUGACCAUGUGGCCACCCAGAAUUUGGUGGUUCCCGUUGAGCUAGAAGAGUUAACUCUCACUCCAGCCAUCAACUCUGGAGUCAUGGCCAGUAGAGAAAGUGCUACAGAGUUUAUCUAUCCAAACUUGUAUCGCUUCGAGAAUGAAGGAACACAGGCUAGGAGAGGUAACAUAGCUUAGUGCUGGGCAGUAGCUUGAAGGAGUGUUAAGACAAAACUCAGCUUCGUGUUCCCUGAUUCCAUGCUCAGCAGCCUUUUAAUUUGAUCUGUGAAUUGUUGACUAACUUGGGGGUUUUAUUUUAUUUUUUAAUUUUUGGAGCACACCUAGAUGCUUUCAAGACUAGAGGGUCAGUGACAGGCGAGUCCAGCUCUGCUGUGUGCACACAGGGGGAAAGAGACUCACAGUAAUGAGUAAACAGAAUAGUGAGUGUACGUGAUUUUAGUCUUAAAGUGAUUAAGACACACCAUUUUCCCCUCUUUUGUCUCAGAGGGCAUACAGGCUGAACAAAUGUGUGUGUUUGCCUGAUUUUAGUGAUAAGCCCUAUGUGCUUUCAUUGGUUGUAUGUUUUAUGUUAAAACGUCACAACACCAUGGUAAAAUGCAUAUUGUAUGUUGUUGGGUAUGUGAUUAACUAGUAUGCAUCCCAUGUUUGAAUUCUAAUUUCUGUAAAUGAAAGAUUAUAUAUGUUAACAUAUAUAAUAAUUGUAAUUUAAUAAACUGGCAUUGA
Mesocricetus auratus (golden hamster) is the source of this 4315-nucleotide messenger RNA. It is a transcript of the gene Tnfsf15, whose product is annotated as TNF superfamily member 15. The record is from RefSeq and is a predicted model, not a curated record. Gene Ontology annotation, cellular component: membrane. Bases 100 to 834 code for a protein of 244 amino acids. The transcript has 4 exons. Lineage: Eukaryota; Metazoa; Chordata; Mammalia; Rodentia; Cricetidae. Gene Ontology annotation, biological process: immune response. Gene Ontology annotation, molecular function: tumor necrosis factor receptor binding.